UGGAUCUGGUAAUGUUAGCAGCCAUUGUCAAGUUUCAAAACAAAUAUGCGUUUCUUGCGCGCAGUUAUGUGUUUCAUUAAGCCAAAAUUUUAUUUCUCCUUCUUUAGAGGUGAAAAUAUUCUAAGUGUGGCCAGCGGAGUUACGCGAAAUAUGCACAUGGAUGAGUCACAAUUGAAACUGUACUAUGAAACUGCACUUGAUUUGACAAGAGGUGGCGGGAAAGUAUGGAUUCGUUGAUAAGCGUCUGGGGUGGUUGAAUUAACUGAUGAUUCAAGAACAUCAUAAAAGGAGCAAAAAUAUUUUAACUAAAACAUCUAGUGUUGAUUUAGUCACUGAAACUGAUCAAAGAGUUGAGAAACAUCUUGUAUCGUCACUAUUGGAAAAAUUUCCAGAGCAUAAGUACAUUGGCGAAGAAUCAGUUGCCGAUGGACAGUUAAUUGAGCUGACCGAUAACCCUACCUGGAUCAUAGAUCCAAUUGAUGGGACAAUGAAUUUUAUUCAUGGAUAUCCCAACUUCUGUAUAUCGAUAGGUUUAUGGAUAAAAAAGAAGCCUUAUAUUGGAAUUGUAUAUAAUCCUAUCUUAGAAUUAAUGUUUACGGCCCAGAUUGGAAAAGGGGCAUUCUUAAAUGGAAAUUGUAUUUCAACAUCUUCUGUCACAGAGCUCGAUAAGGCCCUGAUGUUGACGGAGUUCGGUAACACCAGGACCCCCGAAAGUAUGUCAAUGGUUAUGGAAAAUUUACGAAGAUUGCUACCGCUUACUCACGGGGUUCGGGUGUGUGGUGCAUCUGCUUUAAACAUCGCCAUGGUGGCCAUGGGUGGAGCAGAUGUAUUUUACCAAGCUGGUCUCUACAUUUGGGACUUAGCAGCAGGAGUUCUUCUCGUUCAGGAAGCUGGAGGUUUUGUAUCUGAUCCCGCUGUUGAAAAAAUGGAUGAAGAAGCACAGCAACGUUUUGAGGCCGAAUUAUGUUGGUGUAUACAAAAGUUAGAAAGCUCCCUAAACUCUGGAAAAUUAAAGAAAAAACAGGUUGAAGAUGCUACUAAAACUCUCAAAACUUUACAAAGUUCAAAAGCACCUCUUGUUAAAAAGCGACAAGUAAUGAGCGUGCAGUUUGGAAAUUAUCGGUCCAAAAUGGAAGAAGAGGACAAGAAAAUUAAAAAAGCUUUAAAAGAUGUGAAAUUGAAGGAAAUUGCACCCAGCAAGAAGUCAUCUUUUUUGAGAAAAAGUUCUAAAAUAAGUGGUGAAGCCCCGAAUAUAGAUGAAUGUAAUGAAAUGAAAAACUCUGAUUUUAAAUUUACUCCAUCAGAUAAUAAUUUCAAAUUCCAAUUUGAUGAAACUUAAUAUUUUUUAUUGUUGAAAUGAAGCUGCACAUGAAUGUAUUUGUAAUUAUUGUUGUAUAUAUAAUGCACAAUGUAAAAUAAAAACAUUUUAUAUUAAAUUAUAUACUACAAUUCAAUGAAUUGUUCAUUACAAUAAACUAAUGUACCCAAACAUUUCACAUUUUGUUAAUUAUUGUUUUUUGUGAGAAAAUAACUGUUGUGGAACCCAACUUUGAAAGGCAUGACCUUCAAUUAUGUGUUUCAUCUCAAAGGCCCAGUUUUGUGUGGGAUUAAACAUUGUAAUAAUGCUAUACAUUUGUUAACAAACUGAGAGACUUCAAAAUCUGUGAUGAAUUUGUAUAGAUUAUCAAAAACUCAAUUUGAUUUUACAUGGAACUCAAGAUCCAGAACAUUUCUGACCAUCUGUGCCAUAGAGUUGCUACGAGCAGUGGAGAUAAUCCCUUCCCCCUAUUAGUAGGCAUUUAAAAAACAAACUGAUUUUAUUUUGAAUUAUCUAUGAAUAUUCUAAAGUUUAUCAAUUAUAAUAAAUGAUAAUAAUGCAUUGUGGUG
Gryllus bimaculatus (two-spotted cricket) is the source of this 1887-nucleotide messenger RNA. Lineage: Eukaryota; Metazoa; Arthropoda; Insecta; Orthoptera; Gryllidae. The record is from the annotation of a GenBank genome assembly.